This is a messenger RNA of Caenorhabditis bovis, 1254 nucleotides long. The record is from the annotation of a GenBank genome assembly. NCBI's taxonomy places the organism in Eukaryota, Metazoa, Nematoda, Chromadorea, Rhabditida, Rhabditidae.
AUGAUGCAUUAUGUAAUCAGUGUGCAUUACUACGAUGUCGUUUAUCAUUUUGUGAUUCGUACCACUAACAGGAAACGAUUGUAUUGGGUUGACACAUACGCAUUCAAGUCGAUCAAUCAGCUGAUUGAUUUUCACCGAACUACCCGCACACCGUUUCGUGCGUGUCUCGACACGAACGAAGACAUUGCUGUUUACCGUAACACAGCUGUAAAAGAGUUAAAGAAAAUGAGAAUGGAAAGGAUGCGGUCGCGGAAUAAAUGCGAGCUUGUGGUGCUGACAUAUCCAGUGAGAAAGUACGAGUAUCAGUUGAAUCAUGAACAGAUUGAACUGGUCACAAAAAUCGGAGAAGGCCAAUUUGGAGAGGUCUAUAUCGGCUUGUUGCAGCUAAAUGUGAUUCGAAUUUACGGUGUAACUGCGGCUCAUGAUCCUGUCAUGAUUGCAAUGGAACUUUGCAUGGGAAAUUCUUUGGAAUACAUGAUCUCUGAAGUGGGAACUAGUUUGAGUCAAAAAAUUGUAUAUCUCCUAGGUGCUGCAAACGGUUUGAAUUAUCUCCAUGAAAAUGGUGUCAUUCACAGAGAUAUUGCUGCUAGAAAUUGUUUACUCGAUGGUGAUGAGAACGUGAAAAUAUCCGAUUUCGGAUUGUCUGUUGUUGACGCCACUGGCAAAGGAUUAUCGGAGAGGAAAGGAGGCCGUUUGCCUGUCAGAUACAUGGCUCCAGAAACGCUGAGAAUUGGAAAAUAUUCCGCUUUGACUGAUGUUUAUGGGUUCGGCGCAAUGAUGUACGAGGUAUUCCAUAAAUGUAAAGAGCCAUUCGGAGAAUAUCGAGCAGAUGGAAACGUUCUUCGGCGAGCAUUCAUUAAUCGGAAUAUUCAAUUGUAUCUUUGGGAACAUCCUGAAGGGGUUCCGAAAGUCAACUAUGAUCCGCCCCCACUCACCAAGGAUAUGAUGGAAAAGGGCGAGAAGUUGAAGCGGCAUGAGAAGAUCAAGGAGGGAUCAAUUCAAGUGCUCGCCAAUUGGGAUUCAGCAAUGGAAAAGCCAGAGCAACCGAUUGCGGAUCGUCUUGAGCUGCUCUUCAACGAAUGCCGCAAAUACAAGUCAAUCGAAAGGGCUCAGUUCGCAAUUGGCAGCAAAACGACAAGCAAGAUUAUAAUUUCAGAUUAUUUGAAGAGAAUUAUAUUCGACUAUAACCUACAGACAAAAAAGGAAAAGCAGAUCAGUGGAUUUGUGUCGAAUCUUUUGAAUAAGAUUGUUUAA